AGCAAGUGCGCGUGCGCUGCCUCUCAGCCCAAAUUGGAAACAUGGCCGUACGGUCGCUGUGGGCGGGCCGGCUGCGGGUGCAGCGCCUACUGGCCUGGAGUGCCGCGUGGGAGAGCAAGGGAUGGCCGCUUCCAUUCAGCACUGCCACCCAGAGAACUGCUGGUGAGGACUGCCGUUCUGAGGACCCUCCUGAUGAGCUUGGGCCCCCUCUUGCUGAACGAGCCUUAAGGGUAAAAGCUGUUAAACUGGAGAAAGAAGUCCAAGAUUUAACAGUGAGAUACCAGAGAGCUAUAGCUGAUUGUGAAAACAUAAGGAGGCGAACCCAGAGAUGUGUGGAAGACGCCAAGAUAUUUGGAAUCCAGAGUUUCUGUAAGGACUUGGUGGAGGUGGCUGACAUUUUGGAGAAGACUACAGAGUGCAUUUCUGAAGAAUCGGAGCCUGAGGACCAAAAGCUCACUCUGGAGAAGGUCUUCCGAGGGUUGUUGCUUUUAGAAGCAAAGCUGAAAAGUGUGUUUGCCAAGCAUGGCCUGGAGAAACUGACACCCAUUGGUGACAAAUAUGACCCCCAUGAGCAUGAACUCAUCUGUCAUGUGCCAGCUGGUGUUGGGGUGCAGCCUGGCACCGUGGCAUUAGUAAGACAAGAUGGCUACAAACUUCAUGGCCGCACCAUUAGGCUUGCCCGAGUGGAAGUGGCAGUGGAGUCUCAGAGAAGACUGUGAAGAGGCCAUCAGGAACUGGAUGUUCUCCCAGAGCGCAGUCACCUAUGUUUCUUUUAUUUAUUAAACUAGGUUUGUAUUGUACAUGAGGUACUUCAUGUGAUAUGUUUUGGAUUUAGUCAUAUUGGCUUUAUUUCUAAGAUAUUCUAUUGAUUUAAUGUGACCUGUUUGGUCUCAUCAGAAGUCUUACCAUUGGGCAUUUGAACAGUGUGACAGGUGUUCCAAUGGCCUUUAUCAAAACAUGUUUAGGAAAAUUGGUACUGUGAUAAAUUUGAAUCCAAAAUCCUUUUAACUAUGGGUUUUCAACUACAUGUUUCUUCCUAGCGGUCUCUAUAACAGGAAUUGUGUAGUAUCUUGUAUUUUGUGGAAAAAGGAGAUGGUAGGGAUUGGUUCAACAUUUGGGUACUUAGAGGAUAAAGCUUCGUGGUCGUAUAAAUUUAGAUCAUUUGGAUUGAUUUUUAUACACAUAGAUUUUCAGGACUUUACCUUUUGUUUUGUUUUUUUCCUUUUAGCCAUCUUUUGUUCUUGUAAUCCCAACUAGAUAGGCUUUAUGCUCACAUCAUUGUCCCAUACCCACCCCUUUCUCAUCCCCAUUUGCAGGGGCUAAAGGUCUAGAUGAGACUUGGAAGGCAAGGAGCAUCGAAAUUUGAGAUACCCAGGACCCUUUCAAGCAAGAAUGGCCAAAAAGCCUUGUGCUGUCUUUGCUCUUCAAAUUAUUUUCAGCCUCCUUGUCAUAUAAUCAUUUCAGGCAAACUGAGGCAACACUAACAGCUAAUGACCCAGAUGGCUCUAUUUGGGUAAUUUACCUACAACUUAUUCCACCAGCCUUUACUCCUCUGCCCUUUUGUCAAUUUUACCUUAUAAUCCUUUAUUAAAUGAUGGGAGGUGGUGAUCAGGACAAAAGUGUUAGGUUCCCAUGAUUUCUCAUUUCAUUUAUUAAUAGUUAAUGCUGAAUUUUUUUUUAAGUUUCCUCUGGCUCUAUUUAUGUUACUUUUUGCGAUAAGAACACUUAACAUAAGUAUUCUCUCCUCUUGGCAAUUUUUUUUUUUUUUCCUGUGUUGCCCAGGCUGACCUCCAACUCCUGGGCCCAAGCAAUCCUGCCUCAGCCUGCCAAGUAGCUAGGACUACAGGCGUUCACCACUGCGCCCGCAAAGUUUUUUUGUUGUUUUUUUUUUUAAGUUGGUACUCACAAAUCACUACCUCUGUUAUAUUGACAAGCUCUAUUUCCUAUUCUUUGUAUCUGUUAAGUCACAUCUGUGUAAACAUUGAGCUCACCUUUUAUAUAUUAACCUCUAGAAUUAAUGGGCCUAUGUGGUUUUUUUUCAGUCUUAUAGCUGGUGUUCUGUAAAAGAUUUGUCCAAUAAACGACUUAAUGAAUGAUACAUCAGUCAGAUUUUAGGAAGGCAGUCAAUUAUGGAUAUUUUAAUGUUGGAAGAGGCCUUAAUGAUCAAAUCUCACCCUUUCUGCUUCUGAAGUAUGAAAAUCUAGUCUUUUUAGGACUGGACACAAGGAAAAUAAUCUCUAAACUAUUGACUAAAUUCCAGUGAGAGUAUGAAUGAAGAACAACUAGAUAUUAAUGUCAAUCAUUUAAGAUUAAUGGGCAUGCAAUUAAGUCUCCAUUUAAGAUUAAUGGGCAUGCAAUGAAGUCUCCAGCAGACAAUCAGAUGUUGUUGGAUGUCUAGAUUAUAUAGGUUUAGGUUGAAGUUAUAAAAUAAAAUAAAAUUCAUUUUCCACUGGAACUCUAUGACAUUCAGUGGAGUGGUGGAAAGUUAACCUCUUAUACAUUAUAGAUAAUUCUAAGACAGCACACAAACUUAUCAAUAAAGCCAUCUCCUUGUGGGCCUUACCAUCUUCAUCAGAUUUAGACCCUUAAAAAACAAGUAAAUAUGCACUUUUAAAAUGCAAUCAAAAGACUGGUGGUUAAGCUUGUAAAACCAGAACAUCUUUUGGCAUUCCACUAAGUAUAUAUUGUAAAUUUAAUGAACAAUCAAGGUUCACAAUAGGAAGUUGUCUUUUUUUGCCUUCCAUUCUGUGAGAUUUGACAGAUGGUGACAAUAAGAAAAUGAGCUGAUUGUAAUUACUCUCUGUGUGUUUUUUUAUUGCUAGCUAUCAUUACCAGUUAGAAUUAACAUUAAUUACAAUUAACAAUAAUUUUAGGUAUGGAAUGUUAUGAUUACCUAAAGAGAUGUCUCUACCUAAUGAGCUCAAGUGAUCCUCCCACCUCAGCCUACCAAGUAGCCAGGACCACAGGCAAGUGCACCACCAUGACUGGCUAGUUUUGUUUUUUGGUUUUUGGUUUUUGGUUUUUGGUUUUUUUUUUUUGGUUGGUUGGUUGUUUUUUACAGGCGGGGUCUCACUAUAUUGUCCAGGCUAGAAGAAUUUUCUAAUGGUCUAUUACACCUCCCGUUUUGGCAAGUAAAUUCAGAAUAAUUUUAGGUUCUUUUGUUAUUCAGUAGUUUUGCAGACUUAAAAGUGUAAAUUUAGAAUUAGAAGAUGAAGCUAUAGUAGUAAGAAUCUCAAGCUGAAGGGCUUUGGGGAGCCAAAGCAGCAUAUUAGAGCAUAGGCUUGAACUUAAAUCUCAGCUCAGUCACCUGCAGGACUUUAGGCACCAGUGAUUUCACCCUUCUGAGCCUGUUUCUUUAUUCGUAAAAUGAUUAUAAUAAUUCUUUCACAGCGUUGUGAGGAUUAAGUGAAAUGUGUUAAAUGCCUACUACAGUAGGUGCUCAGAUAUUUAUUUUUAUUUUUUUAUUAUGCACAUUGUUUUUCCUGCCUUUUUAUGGCUGUCUAAAGUCUAGGGAAAAGGGAAGACUGGUUAAUGAUGAGUAGAAAAAACUUGUAAGCUAAUCAUUCACUGACUUAUUUUCCUUCCAUUUUCUGGUUUUUAAAAUUAGCCACACCACAGGAAACCCACAUUUUUAGAUGGAAAGAGCAAGAAAAUUGUGUCAGUGCUCUUAGUUAUUUUCAUCUUAAUGGUAUAGUGAAAAGACAUUGACUUGAGAUGAUACUAAGGAAGCUUUGGCUCACUCUCACUUGAAGAGGGGAUCUUGGUGUUGUAGUACUUGGACUGUACAAAUGUUUUACUGACUUUUCUUACUGCUGUAAAGGAAUCAGGCAGUUGGGUAUUGAUAUGUUAUUUGGUGCUCUCAUUCAUGGCAAAGGAUUUGAUAAAUAAAAGUUCUUUAAACACUAAAGCAAAAUCAAAUGAGCAAAACUAAGGAUGAAAUGUAAUAUUCAUCAGAACAAGGAUCACUGAGAAAAAAUAUUCAGAAACAACUUUAAUAAAACCUGAAUUGAAAUAACUGCA
Messenger RNA from Homo sapiens (human), 4020 nucleotides. RefSeq names its product GrpE like 2, mitochondrial (gene GRPEL2). Lineage: Eukaryota; Metazoa; Chordata; Mammalia; Primates; Hominidae. The coding region runs from base 42 to 719 and encodes 225 amino acids. The transcript is spliced from 4 exons. Gene Ontology annotation, biological process: protein folding. Gene Ontology annotation, molecular function: adenyl-nucleotide exchange factor activity; protein-folding chaperone binding; protein homodimerization activity. Gene Ontology annotation, cellular component: mitochondrial matrix. The record is from RefSeq and is marked validated.